Drosophila takahashii is the source of this 2622-nucleotide messenger RNA. RefSeq names its product chloride channel protein 7 (gene ClC-b). Gene Ontology annotation, molecular function: voltage-gated chloride channel activity. Gene Ontology annotation, cellular component: lysosomal membrane; intracellular membrane-bounded organelle. Gene Ontology annotation, biological process: chloride transport; transmembrane transport. The record is from RefSeq and is a predicted model, not a curated record. Lineage: Eukaryota; Metazoa; Arthropoda; Insecta; Diptera; Drosophilidae.
GUUAUACUCAGUCGGCUUUGUUCUGUUUCUGUUUCUUUUUAUUGUUUGUUGUUAGGAAACCGUACCAUUAAUGUUUUAAAUAAUGGACGAUAGAAAAACUUUAAUUAAUUUAGAUGAUGAGAGUGGUGAUGAUGAUGCGACCGUGGCCCAGAAAGAUAUGGGUCAGGGCUCAAAACCGAUACAAGAUUUCGGAGCCAUCCAAAGCGAAGAACCCACAACUAGUUCUUCAGGUAGAGAAGCUCAAGUAUUUUCGGGGAAUCACCACUUAUUAGGUGAUGAACCGCCUCUGCAAUUAGGCGACAAUGCAAUGCCUAUUCCUCCUGAGAUUCCAGUAAAUGGCAAUGCGGGCACUUCAAAUAGGAAUAUUAACAAUUCGGAACCCAUUUUCCAUCUAAGAUCUCGCACAGCGGCGUCUUCAACACCGAAUUACGAGAGCUUGGACUACGAGGUUUGCGAAAACACGCUCUUCCAAGAGGAACAGCGAAAAAGGCUAACAGAACGAUUCUCCCUGCGCAAGGACGUCAUAAGAUGGAUCAUAUUUAUACAGAUUGGCAUUAUCACGGCACUUAUCGCCUGCACCAUAGAUAUUAUAAUCGAGGAGCUGUCGGAUUUGAAAUACAGUUUCCUGUUCAAUGCUGUUCAAAGAAACGUCCCGCUGAGCGAUUCGAGCACAGGCGACCUUGUGAUACCCUACCUUUACUGGCUUCUAUUCAGCAUUGUGCCCGUGGCCUUCGGAGCAGCCAUGGUCACCUACAUUGAGCCCAUCACCGCUGGCAGUGGUAUUCCGCAGGUGAAGAGCUACCUGAAUGGCGUGAAAAUACCGCGAAUUGUACGGAUUAAGACGCUGGCUGUGAAGGCCAUCGGAGUGAUAACCUCAGUGGUGGGCGGAUUGGCCGGAGGAAAGGAGGGUCCUAUGAUUCAUGCCGGCGCCGUGGUGGCUGCCGGAAUCUCGCAGGGCAAGAGCACCACGUUUGUGAAGGAUUUCCGGGUGUUCAAAGCAUUCCGGGAUGAUCACGAGAAGCGUGAUUUCGUUUUGGGAGGCGGAGCAGCCGGAGUUUCAGCCGCUUUCGGUGCACCAAUCGGAGGAAUGCUGUUCUCCUUGGAGGAAGCGGCUAGUUUCUGGAAUCAGAAUCUCAUUUGGCGCACACUAGUGGCCUCCAUUAUCAGCGUGUUUACCCUGAACAUUGUCUUAUCAGCCUACCACGGCCUAAACGAUUUCACAUUCACGGGUCUCUUCAACCUGGGCAAGUUCGAUGCGCCGUUGAAGUUCGACUACUUCGAGCUGCCCAUCUUCAUGCUGCUGGGAGUAGCCGGAGGAUUGCUUGGAGCCGCCUGGAACUCACUGAAUACCAAAAUCAAUAAGUUUCGAAAGCGCUUCAUUCCCUGGAAGAUCGGGAAGGUUAUUGAAGCGGUAGUAGUGGCAAUGCUGGGCGUGACACUUGCCUGCCUAAUGAUCUACUUCAUCAACGACUGUCGUCCGUUGGGCAAUGAUCCAACCAACCAUCCUGUGCAGCUUUUCUGCGAGGACAACGAAUAUAAUGCAGUGGCUGCCCUGUGGUUUCAAACGCCUGAAGCUACAGUACGAUCUUUGUUCCACGAUCCUCCAGGCUCGCAUAAAAUCCUAACGCUGGCUCUGUUCACAGUCGUCUACUAUGUGUUAUCCUGUGCCACCUUCGGCCUCAAUGUAUCCUUGGGUGUGUUCAUCCCAACUGCUCUGGUGGGCGCUGCUUGGGGGCGUCUUCUGGCCAUGGUUACGUUCUACAUGUUCCCACAGGCGGAGUUUCUUCAUCCUGGUAAAUAUGCUCUGAUCGGAGCAGCCGCUAAUUUGGGUGGAGUGCUCCGGAUGACCAUCAGCUUGUCGGUUAUUCUAAUGGAAACAACUGGCGUGGAGAGCUCCUUCUUCUUUCCCCUCAUCAUUGCACUAAUCACCGCCAAAUGGGUGGGCGAUUACUUCAAUGAGGGCAUCUACGACACCCAAAUCCAAGUGAAUCAUGUUCCCCUGCUGACCUGGGAGCCCCUGCCGCAAUAUAAGGGCCUGACAGCUCACGAAAUACUGAGUAAUCCUGUGGUCUGCAUCAAGCUUCGCGAUAGCGCUCAUUACAUUUAUAAAAUGCUGAAAAAGUGCGAUCACAAUGGAUUUCCCGUGGUGGAUGAUGUGCAAGGAGAUCGUCGUUCGGAGGGCCGCGUUUGUGGCAUCAUCUUGCGUUCGCAGCUGAUUGUCAUUUUGCUGAAAUCUCUGUACGUGGAGAACAAGCGAUUCUGGUUGCCAGAAACCUCUAUUCAGACGUUUAGAGACGUCUAUCCGCGUUAUCCAUCAAUUAAGAGUGUUCGCCAGCUAGAUGAAAAAAUCAAUUACACGGUGGACUUGUCCAUGUUUAUGAAUCCAUCGCCGGUUCGAGUCAAUCCACAUGAUUCGGUUCCGAGAAUUUUUCAGAUUUUCCGCGCAUUGGGCUUGCGUCACUUGUUGGUUAUCAACAAUGAGAAUCGCAUUGCUGGCAUUAUAACGAGGAGGGACUUCAUCUAUAAGUAACUUGUUUGCAUUCAAUGCAAGUCUAUGAAUAUCUAUCGAAUGCCAAAAGUGUCUGUAAUAAGAGAUAAUAAAUAUUUUAUAUACCUUUGUAA